Messenger RNA from Funneliformis mosseae, 195 nucleotides. Lineage: Eukaryota; Fungi; Glomeromycota; Glomeromycetes; Glomerales; Glomeraceae. The record is from the annotation of a GenBank genome assembly.
AUGAAAACGAUCAAAGAUGAUAUUAACAUUGCAAAGGAGAGGUUGAAGGAGGCUGUAGAAGAUUUAAGGCAGUUUAAAGAAGAACAAGGGAAAAGAGAGAGAGUUCUUAAUCGAAGAGAAGAAGACGUUGGAAGCGACGAUUGCGAAAUGGGAGGACCAGUUGAUAUAUUUACAAAAACAAAACGCCGAAGGUAG